Messenger RNA from Acanthosepion pharaonis, 2484 nucleotides. Lineage: Eukaryota; Metazoa; Mollusca; Cephalopoda; Sepiida; Sepiidae. The record is from the annotation of a GenBank genome assembly.
AUGUUUAUCUAUUUAAAAGGUUACAUUGCUAAUGCCGAUAUUCAAAGAAAACAGCUAAACUCUUCUUUCUGGAUAAUAUCAUCACUUUUACAACUUAUUAUCACAUACCUUAACACUAUAUUUUUAUCAUAUCCAUCCAUCCAUCUAUCCAUCCAUCCAUCCAUCUAUCUAUCUAUCCCAGUCUGUCCAUAUCCAUCCAUCCAUCCAUCUAUCCAUCUAUCCAUCCAUCCAUCCAUCCCAGUCAGUCCAUCCAUAUCCAUCCAUCCAUCCAUCCAUCCAUCCAUCCAUCCAUCCAUCCAUCCAUCCAUCCCAGUCUGUCCACAUCCAUCCAUCCAUCCAUCCAUCCAUCCAUCCAUCCAUCUAUCCAUCCAUCCAUCCAUCCCAGUCUGUCCAUAUCCAUCUAUCCAUCCAUCUAUCUAUCCAUCCAUCCAUCCAUCCAUCCAUCCAUCCAUCCAUCCAUCCCGUCCACAUCUAUCCAUCCAUCCAUCCAUCCAUCCAUCCAUCCAUCCAUCCAUCCAUCCAUCCAUCCAUCCAUCCAUCCAUCCCAGUCUGUCCACAUCCAUCCAUCCAUCCAUCCAUCCAUCCAUCCAUCCAUCCAUCCAUCCCAUCCAUCCAUCUAUCCAUCCAUCCAUAUCUAUCCAUCCAUCCAUCCAUCCAUCCAUCCAUCCAUCUAUCUCAGUCUGUCCAUAUCCAUCUAUCUAUCUAUCCAUCCAUCCAUCUAUCCAUCUAUCCAUCUAUCUAUCAUCCCCAGUCUGUCCACAUCUAUCUAUCCAUCCAUCCAUCUAUCUAUCCAUCCAUCUAUCUAUCUAUCCAUCUAUCUCCAGUCUGUCCAUAUCUAUCUAUCCAUCUAUCUAUCCAUCUAUCUAUCCAUCUAUCUCAGUCUGUCCAUCUAUCUAUCUAUCUAUCUAUCUAUCAUCUAUCUAUCUAUCUCAGUCUGUCCAUAUCUAUCUAUCUAUCUAUCUAUCUAUCUAUCUAUCUAUCUAUCUAUCUAUCUAUCUAUCUAUCCAGUCUGUCCAUAUCUAUCUAUCUAUCUAUCUAUCUAUCUAUCUAUCUAUCUAUCUAUCUAUCUAUCUAUCCAUAUCUAGUCUGUCCAUCAUCAUCUAUCUAUCUAUCUAUCUAUCUAUUCUAUCUAUCUAUCUCAGUCUGUCCAUAUUCAUCUAUCUAUCUAUCUAUCUAUCUAUCUAUCUAUCUAUCUAUCUAUCUAUCUAUCUAUCUCAGUCUGUCCAUAUCUAUUCAUCUAUCUCAUCUAUCUAUCUAUCUAUCUAUCUAUCUAUCUAUCUAUCUAUCUGUAUUGUGGAGUUGAUUAUUCAAUUUACCUCAUCACUUCAAUCGCAAUUGAAUUACUCCGCUGAUAUUUGUGGACGUCACGAAAUAUGUUUUCCUUUAAACGAAACAAACGAGAGAGAGAAAAAGAGGCCAAGCUUUUUGCAGUUGGUCCACCGUGGAGACAGACUCCGAAUUUCGAAUCUAAUUGAAACACUCUCAUGGUUUAACUGCUGUUUUCUGCAUUUUCAUUCUUUCUUUCUUUCUUUUUUGGUUUUCUUUCUUUCUUUCUUUCUUUCUUUCUAUUUUUCUUUCUUUUUUUCUCGUCUUUCUUUUUAUCUUUCUUUCUUUUCUUUCUUUCUUUCUUUCUUUCUUUUUUUCUUGUCUUUCUUUUUAUCUUUCUUUCUUUUCUUUCUUUCUUUCUUUUUUGUUUUUCUUUUUGUCUCUCUUUUUCUUUCUUUCUUUCUUUCUUUCUUUCUUUUUUUCUUUCUUUCUAUUUUUUUCUCGUCUUUCUUUCUUUCUUUCUUUCUCAAGUCUCUCACAGUUACUUCUUUUCUAGCUCUUCCUAGAGAUGUGCAGCAUGUGCCAGACAUUGAUUAUUACGCGAAGUUCAUUGACAAGAAUUGUCUUCUUGUUGCUAAUUAUUGUUUUUUCUUUUUAUCUCUUCAUACGGAUUUCAACAUUUAUUUCGUUAUUCUCAUUCUAUCUAUCUAUCUAUCUAUCUAUCUAUCUAUCUAUCUAUCUAUCUAUCUAUCUAUCUAUCAGUCUGUUCAUACGUAUCUCAACCACUUCAUAUCUAUCUAUCUAUCUAUCUAUCUAUCUAUCUAUCUAUCAGUCUGUUCAUACGUAUCUCAACCACUUCAUAUCUAUCUAUCUAUCUAUCUAUCUAUCUAUCUAUCUAUCUAUCUAAUAUAUUCAUAUCUAUCCAUCUAUCUUGAGAUGUUCUAUAUCUAUCAAAAUAUUCAUAUCUAUCCAUCUAUCUUGAGAUAUUCUAUAUCUAUCUAUCUAUCUAUCUAUCUAUCUAUCUAUCUAUCUAUCUAUCUAUCAGCCUAUUCAUACAUGUCAGCCACUUCAUAUCUAUCUAUCUAUCUAUCUAUCUAUCUAUCUAUCUAUCUAUCUAUCUAUCUAUCUAUCUAUCUACUUUUCAUAUCUAUCUUUUGCAGUCUAUUGAUAUCUCUCUUUUUUUUUUUGUUUGUUUGUUUCUUUCUUCAAACGUACUGA